Misgurnus anguillicaudatus (oriental weatherfish) is the source of this 2537-nucleotide messenger RNA. The record is from RefSeq and is a predicted model, not a curated record. Lineage: Eukaryota; Metazoa; Chordata; Actinopteri; Cypriniformes; Cobitidae.
GUUCUAUGUCACUGGUUGUUUGCCAUCUAUGGUACUCCCUGGUCUACUGUUUGUACUGCUGUCAUCUGACUAAGACAGGAUCCAGACUGAGGGUGCCACCCAAUUCGAAGGCUGCUUCCUCUGAAGGCCUAUUUGAAGACUUAUGAUGUCACCGUGCCAUGAAGAAGUCUGUCCCAAUUCGGAGGCUCCAUCAAAAGCGUCCAGAUGCGGCCUCCAAAUGCGUCCUUCGUUUCCCGUAGUCACACAAAUACCUAUUACAUAUGUAGAUCAGAGAACAAUUUAACAUGUUAUUUCAAUGCAUUCUUUGGCACCUUUAAGGGCAUUAUAAGUGAGUAGCAAUAUUUUAUAAUAUAUUUUGUAACAGAAUUUAAUUGGUAACCAGUGUACAGAUGCUAAAAUGUGGGUUAUAUGAUCAAACUUGCGUGAUCUUGGGAAUCUAAGAUGCAUAAAAAUGAGUGUUAAAUUAGCUAUGGUUACUGUCUAUGUUCCCAGUGAUUUGUAUUAAAAUAUAAAAUAAUGCUAUGUUGUAUGAAAAACUAUGUUGUCUUGAAAAUUGAAGGAUGCCUUUAGAAAAUAUGCCCCCAGUGGUUGCAGUGAAAGUCAGGGCAGUCACAGGUAGCAAUUCACAAUUAAUCAGGUCAGGAAGAACCAAGAACCAGGAAGAAAAUAUAGCCCACAAUAUCUUUAUGAAAAAUAGAGAGAAUGCUAAUUGUUCUAUAUAUGCUGUCAUGUUUGACUAUAGUCAAAGCAGGUUCUCACUCACUGAUGAUGUUUGCAACAUAUAUAAAUGGACAGACACAAUUCCCUGAAUUCAGUACUGUAGUGCUGCUGGAUGAUUUGCAAUUAGCGUACUAUGACUCAGUCACUGGGAAACUUGUUCAUCGCAGAAACAGUACUUUUGACUACUAUAAAGAGGAUCAGAUGGAUGCGACAUACAUUUUUGGGAUGUUGUCUCUAUUGAUCAUUGUUCUUUUCUCAGUGAAACCCAGAGUUAGAGUUUUUAAGAAGACACUAACAGACUCUGGAGGGGCAAUGAUUACCUGUCUGGCCACUGGUUUUUAUCCACGUCAUAUUAACCUGACCCUUCUCAGAAAUGGAAAACCUGUGGUUGACCAUGAGAUUAUGGGAGGAGAACUGCUGCCCAAUGGAGAUGGAACUUAUCAGAUGAGGAAGAGUCUGGAGAUCCCAGCAGAAAAAAUUGAACACAACUAUAACUUCACCUGCACAGCAACUCACCUCAGCCUGGACAACAUACUUGAUGUUAAAAUGGAGCUGGAAAAUUAUCAGGGAUCAUCCACAGUGGCAGUUGUUUCCUGUUUGUUGGUGUUGGUAUGUGUGACUGCUUUGGUCAUAACUGCACUUAUGUGGAAGAAAAGAAGUACAGCUGGACGGAUCUCAAAAGCAUCAUCUCAGAGUGAUUAUACCCCUGCCUCUACUUCAGAAGAGGAGGAAAAAUAAAAGUUUGUAACAUCCAAAAUCCUGCAAACCUUAUUCCCACGCUUCUUUCUGUAGAUAUGCUAAUUAAAACAAUGAAGAACACCUAAGUUACAAUUGUUUUGUUUAAGUAUAUGUGUUAAAAGCAUUUGAUUGUAUUAUUUUAUUAGUUUUAAGUAUUUUCUGCCUGCAAAGACUGAGGGUGAGUGAGGCACAAAUACAGGGUUCAUUGUAAAAGAUAUUUUACAUAGUGUCACGGGCUGAGCAAUCUGUGCUUUUGGUAUUUUUCUUUCCCUGUCAGAAGAUGAUCUUCUGCAAAUGUGUGAAAUGUUUUGUUGUGUUUUCAUUAAGAUACAAGUAUUGGAGUAUUUUGGAGGCAUGAAAGCAAAGUCCUUCAUCAUGUGUUUUGUGUUGGGUGUGAUUUUAUGAAAAAUAUUAUGUUUUUCUUUCUAUUUACAGACAUUUUAUUCACAGUUAAUAAUACCAAUAGAUUAAUGUCAUUGCAUAAGAUGUACUUAUUGCAAUUUAAAACGUUGUUAAUUCAUAAUUUUCUCUUGCUAUUUAUAAUCAGCGCAAUUUUCUGUAAAGGCUAAAGAUCUGAAUAAUGUUUGUAGGUAGACAAAAGAAGGUCUAGGAAGGGAUGGGAGGUUAUAGUUGGAAACCACAACAAAUAGGGGAUAAUAAUCAGUUUGCACAUUUGUCAAAGCUGCUUUUGUAUUAUUUAACUAUAUGGUCAACCUGGAAUGCUCAGUGGUCCUGUGUAGCUUGGUAGAGCAUUGCAUUAGCAAAGCAAAUGGCCCCUGGGUCCUUUAAUGCACUUUAAAUAAAAGCGUCUGCUUAUUUACGUGAAUGUAAUUCUGCCAGAGAAUAGCAGUAAAUGUGAGAAAUCAAUACAACCCCUAAAUGUUGGAUGGACAUUUGGGAUCUGUAUAGGCAUAGAAUGUCAGAGAUCUAUACAAAGACUAUUUUAAUUACCUGGCUGGCACUACUGUACAUGACUACAAUCAAUCUAUCAAUGUACAUGAACUGUAGUCUAUAUGGACUGAUCUAACAAUACUAUAGUAUUUUCUCUUUCUGUUUUUGUAUAUUAUUUAUCUGGAACC